Messenger RNA from Daphnia pulex (common water flea), 890 nucleotides. Its product is annotated as cyclin-dependent kinase 2-interacting protein-like. The coding region runs from base 178 to 774 and encodes 198 amino acids. The transcript has 6 exons. The record is from RefSeq and is a predicted model, not a curated record. Lineage: Eukaryota; Metazoa; Arthropoda; Branchiopoda; Diplostraca; Daphniidae.
UUUUCGUCUGCACUAGUAGUUUGUUUGGAAAUGGAAACGAAACGUGCGAGCGCGAAUUGGUGCAAAUGAAUUAAACAGCCCACGCCUGUUACUGUUAGUACUUUGUACUUUUUAGAUAAAAUUAUUUCUACAUACUAGGAUAAUUGGUACAAGAUUCAUCUCUUUUCUAUUGUCCGUAUGGAUAAAUCAUUUACGUUGAGCAACAGCCCAUCACCAGUGAAGAAAUCUGGAAAUGCUCAGCGGGCAUUUGAAUUAGCGGGUGAGUUGUAUAGUCUUGUGCAACAAUGGUACCUUUUAAUAUCCACUGGCAGAAACAUCAUAAACAACAUUUUACAGCUAAAAGCUGUAUCAUGGAACAAUCCAGAACUUUCUGUGAGCAACAAUGAAUUAGAAUCCCAAUGUGAUUUACUUGGAUCAGUUGUUUGUGAAAUGGAAAUGCUUCCCAAACAAUUAGAGAAAAUAAGAGAUCAAUAUGUGGCACUAGAAAAACUUGGAGAACUGCAACAAAAGAUGGGAUCAAGUACAAGUGAUUCUUCCACAUUUGUUCUGUUUCUCACUUGGUCAACUUCUAAAUUUGUUGCAGUUGUCACCUUAAUUAAAGAUGCUUUUGCCAAAGAGCUUCAAGUGAAAAAAUGUAUUGCAGAAAAUGUAGCUCAUUGCCAGCAAAAACAAAUGCUUGACUUGCAUAAAAUAAGUUGGGUUCAUCAAGUAUAUGUAACUCCUGAUGUUAAACUCCAAUUAGAAUCACUUUUGGUUGAAACUGGUCAGCGCUGAAGGAAAUUUAAUUGCGUUUGAGGUCACACCCAAGACGUUCUAUCUCUUCGGCAAAAAAUUCCAUAUCAUCGAUAGUGACAGCAGAGCUUUGCAAAACAAGGCGGAAAAAGUUUGGU